AUGUCUGUUCCAUUGACUUUAAGUACACCUAUUUUAUAUAUUGUUUCAAACUUAGGUUCAAAGUGCUAUUCGAAUGUUGACAGAAACUACUAUGACCAAAAGAUACUUAUGCGUAUAAACAACACUUUCUCUGCUGGUUUGCCUAUUGUUCAUUCGAAUGCAGAGUUUUCAGCUUUAGUAAACUCAAACACUUUAGCAAACAUAAACUUAACCUUAGUCGACGCAAACUUUGUUCCUGUAAAACUUUUAUGUCCUAUGUAUUUGUCAAUGACGGCAGAAAGUUUCGAAUUGGAAGAUGCAACUGGUGAAAGUAUUGUAUUACAAGAACAACUUCAACAACAAAUAGCUCAAGAACAACAAAUGCAACAAAUGCAACAACAAAGUCAAGAAUAA
Molecule: messenger RNA, 393 nt
Organism: Trichomonas vaginalis G3
Lineage: Eukaryota; Parabasalia; Trichomonadida; Trichomonadidae
Exons: 1
Coding region: 1-393 (130 amino acids)
Source: RefSeq, a predicted model, not a curated record